AAGGCAUCCAUCCCUUCCACCAUCGUCGCCGACCCGGCCCGGCGGUUUCUCGGAUUCCGCGAAUAUAUCCUAGCCAGCAAAUCCAUCCAUCACCCCGCCAUCCCUCGCCCAUAAAUUGCACGCCCCCGAGACGUUUCUUGCCACCGUGGAGUUCGCCCAGCUCUCUCUCAUCUCUCAUCUCCUUGGCUACGUACUUCUUCCACCUCCCCCUCUCUCCCACGCACCUCUCUCGCAGCGCCUCGGCGAUCGGAGCAAGCCGCUUGUUGGGUUCUUUGCUUGGCAUGCCUAGGUGCACCUCGUCGGUCAACUACCAAACGGAGACAGCGACCAUGUCGGAGCUCAUCUGCAACGGCUGCUUCAGCCUGGUGCUCUACAACCGCACCGCAGCCAACGUACGCUGCUCCCGGUGCAACAUGCUCAACUCCACAAGAUCAGCGAGCCAGUACGCCCACCUGAAGUGCGGUGGCUGCCGGACGACGCUCAUGUACCCGCCGGGGGCCUCCACCGUGGGGUGCGCCACGUGCCACCACGUCAACCCCGUCAGAGCCCAGGGCUCCUCGGCUCCUCCGGAUGCCCAUGCGCGGCCUCAGACAGUUCUCGUGGAGAAUCCCAGGACAAUGAACGACAAGGGCAAACUGGUCAGCAAUGUGGCGGUCGGUGUCACUUCAUGGAAAAGAUGACCAAGAAGGAAUUCUUGGUUUUAUCCCCAAGGGUCUGGUAAUGAUGCAUGCCCUUGGUGAAUCUGUAUCAUCGUCAUCAUCGUCGUCGUCAUCGUCAGAUAAAUGUUAAAAUCAAGUGUGUUUUGAAACUUGAUAUAAACAAGAGAAACAGUAGGAAAAGAGGCAAGGAAAGAGAAGGAGAAAAAGAAAAAAAAUGGAUCUCUGAAAUGUGCCAUGUUUGUGCUUCUUUCUGAAAAUGUAAAUAUGCUGGCUAUGUGCUAGCCUAUGAUGUGCUCUUAAGAAAAAGGAAUGCAAAAAAGCAUUAUGUCCA
Aegilops tauschii subsp. strangulata is the source of this 990-nucleotide messenger RNA. Its product is annotated as protein LOL4. NCBI's taxonomy places the organism in Eukaryota, Viridiplantae, Streptophyta, Magnoliopsida, Poales, Poaceae. The record is from RefSeq and is a predicted model, not a curated record.